AUGAACAGUUCCAGUCUUCUCAAAGGAAAAGUCUUCGAGCAAAGACAGCUGCUCGCUCGCGUCAAGCAAGAUUUGGCUCAUGCCUGGCAAGUGCAAAGGGAGCUGGAAGAGGUGCGCAAGGAGAACUCUGCUUUGAAGCAAGACAUCCAGGCCUUGCGGUCGCUGCCCGUUAAGAUAGAGGCCCCUAGCGCUUUCCGUAGGUCCACAGACAGGUCACGAUCGCGAGCCACAGAGCUCCGGUCCACAAACGCGGCCCUCUACAUGCGGAUCUGA
Sporisorium graminicola is the source of this 273-nucleotide messenger RNA. RefSeq lists its product as uncharacterized. The record is from RefSeq and is a predicted model, not a curated record. Bases 1 to 273 code for a protein of 90 amino acids. Lineage: Eukaryota; Fungi; Basidiomycota; Ustilaginomycetes; Ustilaginales; Ustilaginaceae. The transcript has 6 exons.